AUGCCCCGUUCUGAGCGUUUAGUCGUCAAUGGCCGUGCGGGUACUGUAGAGAGCGGCCGUCGCAUCCCUGCAGCCCCACAACGGGUCUGGACAGAGAAACAACAACAACAACAAGAAAAGAAAGUAAUGCCGGUAAAUUAUAAUCUUCUGAGUAUGCAGGAAUCUCGACCCAACACCACAUCUUCUGCCUGUACAGUAUCUACACCAAAUUCUAAAAUGGCACUUUCUUCUUCUUAUCCCACUUGUAAUAUUGGUACUCAAGCAACAUCUGCAAAUAGUCAGAUGCAUGAUCCAAACUCUCCCAUGUUGUAUUCUCCCACUUCCUCUUCCUCAUUAUUAUUAUUAUUUCAAUCUCAACAACAACCACCACAAGAUCAACAACAAUUACAACAACAACUACAAUUGACGACUUCCACUGGAGGAAACAGUGGUGCACUUCUCGAAGGUCCACUUCCGCCUGAAGUGCGGGAAAUUAUUUAUAGUCAAUGCAGUGGUGAAGCGGCGGAGGUGGCUGAACGGCAUGCACGGCGGUUGUUGAGUACAAAUCGUCGAGUUCGUGUUUACCGCGAGGAACUGCAGAGUGCGAUGGAAGAAGUGCGGGAUGUGGCCACACUUGUGCAGCGGCACCACACCGUCCAGCAGGCACUGCGCAGAGAAGUAGAGGAGUUGGAUGCGAAGAUUGCACAACUCCUGCGAGAAAAACAAUAUUGUGAGUUACAGCAACAGGAGGAGGAUCAGGUAACACAACGAAUGGAGACAAAGUUAAGAGAUGCGAAUGAACGUGUGGAGCUGCUGCGUUCAACCAUAGAUAAUAUUACGAAGGGAUCCAUGGCAGGGUAUUUGCUGCUGCAGCAGUUAGUGCCAAAUCUGCAUUUGGAUAAUUAUAUUUCAUAG
Trypanosoma theileri is the source of this 894-nucleotide messenger RNA. RefSeq lists its product as uncharacterized. The coding region runs from base 1 to 894 and encodes 297 amino acids. NCBI's taxonomy places the organism in Eukaryota, Euglenozoa, Kinetoplastea, Trypanosomatida, Trypanosomatidae. The transcript has a single exon. The record is from RefSeq and is a predicted model, not a curated record.